Messenger RNA from Epinephelus moara (kelp grouper), 2661 nucleotides. Its product is annotated as odorant receptor 131-2-like. Gene Ontology annotation, molecular function: G protein-coupled receptor activity. The transcript is spliced from 2 exons. NCBI's taxonomy places the organism in Eukaryota, Metazoa, Chordata, Actinopteri, Perciformes, Serranidae. Bases 172 to 951 code for a protein of 259 amino acids. Gene Ontology annotation, cellular component: membrane. The record is from RefSeq and is a predicted model, not a curated record. Gene Ontology annotation, biological process: G protein-coupled receptor signaling pathway.
UCCAAAAUCCAGUCAGGCAGGACAGUAUGAGAGAAAGGUUGAUAAAACUUGUUUCACAGCACCCCGUCCUUUUUGAUAAAAGACGGGAUGAUUUUAUGAACAACGAAUUAAAGGACAACGUCUGGCAGUCCAUUGUCCACCUUGGUGGCUGCGGUAAGAGUGAUAUUUAAGAUGAACCCUCGCUUUAUCCUUUUCAUCCACCUGGUGAUCAACAACAUCAUCCAGCUGACAACCAGCAUUAGCCUCUUCAUCUUCACCUACACCUUCCACACCAUCUACGUCUCCCUGUGCUGCCUCUUUAUAUUGCCGGCAAUCUUUACCACUCAAAACACCCCUCUGAACUUGGCCUUUAUGGCAGCAGAGUGCUACAUUGCUGUCUGCAUUCCUCUCCGCCACAGCUCCAUAUGUACAGUGAAAAGGACAUAUAUUGUAAUAGCAAUAGUCUGGACAAUGAGUUCACUGUCUGUCCUGCCAGAUGUCUUCAUCCUUUUGGCCACUGAACCUCCAGAGUUCUUAAAUUCAAGAGUGUUCUGCGCAAGGGAUACCGUGUUUAGGAGCACCUACAGUUUAAAGAAGAGGGAUGCUUCCCACAUAUUGUUUCUGGUAGUGGUCUGGCUCACUUUGUUCUACACUUACUUCAGAAUUUUGUUUGUGGCCAGAGCUGCUGAUUCAGACGCCAAAAAGGCAAAAAACACAAUCAUCCUUCAUGGCUUUCAGGUGCUGUUGUGUAUGAUGGUCUAUGUGCAACCUAUGUUAAGGCAAAUGCUCAUAUACUUGUUCCCAGGAGGUGUAGCAGCCAUUAACUUUGUUGUCUUUAUCAUAAACCAAAUCCUCCCUCGCUUUGUUAGUCCUAUUGUCUAUGGGUUACGAGACAAGACUUUCAGGAAGUACAUUAAAAAGUAUCUGUGUACAGUGAACAGCCAUCCAAAGAUGCCACAUCACAAAAACUAAUGUUUCUCCUCGUGCUGUUGGUGAGUGAAAGUCAGACUUUUGUUGUAUCCACAUUAAAAAAUGUAUGACACAGAUUUUUUUUUUUUUUAAACAAAAUGAAGAAUGUGGUUGCAUCAUACAAACGAGGAGAUUAUUUGCAGAUUAUUAGAUCUUGAAUACAGAGCACUAACAUUAUAAAACUAGUAGUACCACCUCACAGACGUGUGACUCCUUAAACCAGUCAGGCUGCAGUUGCAGUUCACAUCCACAUCUGUCAACACUCACAUGGAGCCAAGACAAUUGACAAUUCUUCAAAUGUGGAUGUUGCUGCACUGACGCAACAAAUUCUAAAUUAACGAAUUCAGUAACUGACUAUAUGUCUCCCGCCCUCUGUUCCUGAGAUAUGGUGUUGUAUAAUGGCCAGAAAUGUGGUUUGGAUGAACAUUAUAAUGUCACAGGGAAGGUGACGUAAAAUGUUAUCACUUCAUUGUUGUAUUUUAUUAAACAUUCAUGGAAAAUUUUGUCAUAAUUAGCAUGGCUCACGAUUUGACUCUGAAGCAGAGGGCAACGAUUCCAUUAUUACAUCAUUAGCAAUGCAUCUCUAUGCUUCAAAUUUUUUUUAAUUCUAUACAUGAUUUAUUUCUCCUCACUGUGUGACUUUUAAAACGUGGUUAAGGUAUCUGUAAUGACCCAUAAUUAAAUUAAAAGAUUAAUUUACUUGCACACAGUUUGGCUCUUGUCAAAGUCCCUUUUCCCUUCAGCUUUACAGGAGCCAAAAUGCUUCUUUACUCAAGUCUUUAAACUGGGGGCGCAGUCAGAUUGCAUCAUUGGUUAGUCUACAGUUUCUCACACCAACCCACUGUGGGAUAUUUAUGCCAGCGUAUUAUCCAGUGUUUGCAUACUUUAAUAUUUCACUGAGCAAGAUUUCUGAGCUAGUUAACAAUUAGCCAUAACAAACACAAGGUUUGAGCACAUGGUGAUUCAAAAGUGUACCAAGUAUCUGAACACCCUGGGCCAGAGAAUGUUGAUCAACUUUGUGGUUAUAUCAUUAGAUCUGCGGCCGUAUGUCUUGGACACUCUGGGUAAGGAGAGAAGCCUGGGAGGCUGUUGGCCAGACCUGGUUAAACCCAUGUGUAAUAGAGUGAAUUCAAAAAGUCUGCCAGGUCUUCAACUUCUACCUGCCGAAGAAUUUCUGGUGCACCCCAGGGGAGGAUGGGCACAUGGAAUCUGAGUGGACCAUGUUCAAAACUUCCACUGUGGAGACAGCUUUUUGGAGUUGCUGUUGGAAAGUUGUCAGUGCCUGCAGGCAACUUAACAACCCACUAGUGGACAGCAGAGGUGAAGGAGGCCUUCAAACUGAAGAACCAGGCCUCGGGCUUGGUUGGCCCAGGGGUCUCAUGAAUAGACAGACAGGUUAUCGGGGAGCCAGACGGGCUGCAGCCGUGACAGUCACAAAAGCAAAAGCCAGUUACGGGCGGGGAUCGGGGAGGCUUUGGAGAAGGACUUCUGGCUGACUUCAAGAAGAGCGCACAUACCGUGGGACAACUCAGCAUGAGCAAAGCGCUGCUCUGAGAGUCCAACAGCUCUCACUGAUUAACACUACAACAUAUUUCAACAAACAUGCAAUUAAUGGCAACAAAGGACAUGGGGAAAUAACUGCAAGUCACAAACAAUUGCUGCAAGAUGGUUUGUUUACACAUCAAAACAUAGGCCUGUGUUGUUCUCAUUCCA